Schistocerca piceifrons (Central American locust) is the source of this 873-nucleotide messenger RNA. Its product is annotated as dehydrogenase/reductase SDR family member 11-like. The record is from RefSeq and is a predicted model, not a curated record. The transcript is spliced from 6 exons. The coding region runs from base 47 to 796 and encodes 249 amino acids. NCBI's taxonomy places the organism in Eukaryota, Metazoa, Arthropoda, Insecta, Orthoptera, Acrididae.
GUCUCAGCAGUAGGUAGUAGCAGCAGCAGCAGCAACAGGAACAGUCAUGGGAAUCGAGAAGUACGCGGGACGCGUGGCCGCGAUCACUGGCGCCAGUUCCGGCAUAGGCGCAGGUAUCGCCCAGGAACUGCUCAAGCACGGCAUUAACGUGGUGGGCCUCGCCAGGAGGGUGGAACAAGUCAAGGCUCUUGAAGUGAAGGGGUCGCCAGGCAAACUGUACGCUCUUCAGUGUGACGUGGGAAAAGAAGAAAGCAUCCUCUCAGCUUUCAAAUGGAUUAGGGAGAAUCUCAAAGGAGUCGACAUCCUGAUCAACAGCGCCGGUGUGGAUCACGAAACUGAUUUUAUAUCCGGUAAAACAGAACAUUGGAGACAGAUGAUGGAGGUGAACGAGCUUGGCCUGGCCAUCUGCAGCAGGGAGGCGGUCCAGGACAUGAUGAGGAGGGGCGUCGACGACGGCUUCAUCAUCCACAUCAGCAGUACUGCGGCCCAUAUACCGAUUUUCAAUGAUGGCCUCGGGAUGCACUCAGCCAACAAAACAGCUGUGAGGAUUAUGGCUGAAGGACUCAGGAAGGACCUCGUCGCCAAAAAGAGCAAGAUUCGUGUUGGGCAAAUUUCUCCAGGGGUCGUAAAAACCCCUGUGCUUACCCAGUCUGAAAAGUUUUCAAAGACCUUCGCGAAUAUGCCCUGCUUGGAAGUGGAAGAUUUAACAAACGCUGUUGUCUACAUGCUUUCCCAACCCCCAAGGGUUCAGGUUCACGAAAUGAUUAUCCGGCCAACAGGCGAAUACUACGAAUGAACUUGCACUAAAUGUUUCUUUCAGUGUACCGUAAUUUCUGAUUUUAAGAUUAAUAAAACAUCUGUUUUUAAACUGCA